Messenger RNA from Parascedosporium putredinis, 1599 nucleotides. NCBI's taxonomy places the organism in Eukaryota, Fungi, Ascomycota, Sordariomycetes, Microascales, Microascaceae. The record is from the annotation of a GenBank genome assembly.
AUGCUGUCAGCAGUUCCGACCGUAUCAGGGCAAUGCAUUUCGCUCAAAGACUCUUCAGCAUGCCGAGCGUGGUCAGAUGCAUCCGUUGCCCUCACGUCGGAUGUUGUUGGGACCUUCUCAUUCCUCCAAUACGUGACGGAUACUCAAUCGUUUGAUUCCGCGAUGGAGUCGUAUCUCAAGACGACCUUUAUUACCGAAAAGUAUCAAACCCAGUUUGGCUGUGGCGCCGUGGAUUUUACGAAAGCGAGCGAUAUGUACGCGCGGUACACGAAAACGACGAUAUGCAGCUCCAUUGUCCAGAUGUCCAAGAAUACCUGUGGCCUGUCGACAGACAUUUCGCGACCGGCUUGCAGCGACACGUGUGCUGAUUUCGCUCAGAGCGAAGCGUUCAUUUCGUCGAACCCGAAUAUGUGCCCGACCCCCGGCCCGAACGUUGUCAAGUUAAUUCGCGCCGAUCUCACGGUCUGCGCGUUGCCCGAAGACGCCCUCAACCCGUCUAGGUGUGUCCCCGGUGUCGUUAACGAGCCCGAAAACUGUGGCUUUUCCGACAGCACGAUUGGUCUUUGUGCUUACUGCGCAACGACGGGGCUCAACGCCACCGAUGGCUGCUGCUUCGGCUCCAACGUGGAGGAACGCUGUGCCGGUGUCGAACUACCCUCGAUCCUACCAACUAUGACGUUUGCCGUCCCGAGUGCUAGUGCGGUACCGGACGACGACGACGAUGAUGAUGAUGGCGGCCUCUCCGGCGGCGCCAUUGCCGGCAUCGUGGUUGGGGCAGUGGUCGGAGCAUUACUUCUCGCGGGCUUGGUAUAUCUGUGCCUUGUACUUGCUCGCCGUCGCCGCAAUUACGGUAGCCAGAGUGGCGGGAGCAUCUUUAACCAGCCGUCGCCUGCUCGGAAGGGGCCUCCCAUGUCGGAAACCAAGCUCCAGUCACCUGCGAUGCCCCGAGGAUACGAGAUGCUCCCGGGCGGCCGCAUCGCGCGGAUGUCGGCCCUCGAGGGCCACUCUGGAGACUCUCCUUCCCAUACUCGCCUAUCUAGCGCUGCUGGCGUGGCGGCUGUGGGUGGCAUCUCGGGCCGCAUGUCGUCGAGGAGGAGGAACGGCUCGCUCUCGAGCAACUCGAUGCUGGACGAGGCACAGUCCCCGACUAGUGCGGGUGGGAUGUCGUCGCCCCGGGGCCUCAAUAGCCAACAGUCGGAGCAGCUGCCGUUCUUCAAAGACUACUAUUCACAAGAUGAUAUCCAUCCAGGCGACCGGGUGGCGGUUCUCUGGGCGUACCAGCCCCGGGCUGCCGACGAGUUCGCCUUGGAGCGUGGUGAUAUGCUCAAAGUAGUGGGUAUAUGGGACGACGGAUGGGCGACGGGCAUCUUGCUCGACGACCGUGCCGAUGAGUGGGAGGUGAGGCGGCAAGCGCAGAGGGAUAGCGGGGUUUCUAAUACGUCGGGACGCCGUGAUACCUCGCCUCCCGUUAGUGGAGAGAUCAAGGCAUUCCCUCUUGUCUGCGUGUGCUUGCCGGAGCACUGGAGGAAGACAAUUGACGGUGAAGGCUCGACCGAGACGGGAUCGAGUCAUCAGCGGACAAUAUCCGCCAUCUCUUGA